This is a messenger RNA of Volvox carteri f. nagariensis, 759 nucleotides long. RefSeq lists its product as uncharacterized. Bases 1 to 759 code for a protein of 252 amino acids. The record is from RefSeq and is a predicted model, not a curated record. NCBI's taxonomy places the organism in Eukaryota, Viridiplantae, Chlorophyta, Chlorophyceae, Chlamydomonadales, Volvocaceae. The transcript has 3 exons.
AUGGUUUCAUGUGCUGCCUCUAACCCACCCUCCAUGCGGCAACUCAGCCAAGCAGGAGUUGGAGGCAGGAGUUGGAGGGAAGAGUGCAGACAGCACUAUAAUGUCGCGGCAAACCCAGGAGAACACGGGGAUGGCGGGGGCUCUGCAGCGCAGCUGCGGCAGAAAUGCCACGACCAGCAGCAACAACAGGAGCUGCAGCAGGCCAUUCGGCAUCAAACCCAGCAGGAAGGGAAUAUCCAGGGCGGUGACUGCUCUGUCGGCAUUGCCAGCAUCGCUGGCCACGGCCUCUCCUGCCGGCCGAUCCAGUCCCAGCAGCCGCGGCUGCUGCCCCGAGCACAUAUAAUCUGGGUCUUGGACACUUGCCCGAACUGUGGUCCGUAUGGACCUGUGCAGUUGCACCAGCCCCGAAACCAAGUCUUGUUCGACUCACGGCAGCGGGAGCUUUUGGAGAGCAGGGCCGUGGUGCUAGCGGCGCAGCGCAAGGGGCGGCAGGCGGCAGCAGCGCAACGGAGCGGGCUCCAGAAAGCCAGUCACGGCAGGUAUGGAGCUGCGAUGUGCAAGCUGCCGGAAGCGCCCUCUGGACCCUCCGCCGUGGCUCGCGAGCAUGGCCCUGUACGGCACGCCUCCGGCCUAUUGCAGCGGUCCAUUUUCGCCUCAGGCAGCGGAGUCGCCUUCGGCAAGAAUCGCUGGGCCUGGUGUGGACAAUGGGGCAUAGGGCAAUGCGGAGAAUGUUUGGGAGAUGCCGACGGGGCAGGAUAG